Messenger RNA from Coregonus sp. 'balchen', 38911 nucleotides. NCBI's taxonomy places the organism in Eukaryota, Metazoa, Chordata, Actinopteri, Salmoniformes, Salmonidae. The record is from the annotation of a GenBank genome assembly.
AUCCUGAUGCACACCAAAGACAUGGUUCAGAAGGUGAGUGCUGUUGUACUCUAAACCUAACUGAUCAAUGGAAUACCGCCACCAGUAGUCACCACAUGGCCAUGUUGGAAAGAACAAUGUAACAAUAUCCUUACUGAUGACCAAGAGCUAGGUGCGCACGAAAUGUCACCCUAUUUUCUAUAUAGUGCACUUCUUUUAACCAGGGCCAAGUAGUGCACUAAAUAGGGAAUAGCGUACCAUUUCGAACCCAGUCCUACUUUAGAACCCAGUCCUCACCUCUGACCCCUGACUUCCUGUGUGUGUCAGAUGAACCUGGAAGUGAUCUACGGUGACACAGACUCCAUCAUGAUCAACACCAACAGCUCCAGUCUGGAGGAGGUCUACAAACUAGGAAACAAGGUAAGGAAAGGGAGGCGGGAGGGAAGGAGAAAUAGAGGGGUCUAGAGCAAGAGACUCCAUCGUAAUCAAACUCCAAGAGUUAGAUUGUCUGGGUGGGUGGGUUGAUGGUGAGAUAAAGGCAUGGAAAGUGGAAUAGAGAGAAAACACAAGGCCAGAUGGAUAAAGAGAUAUUGAUAUUGCCUGUGUCUUCCCCCAGGUGAAAGCUGAGGUGAACAAGCUCUACAAGCUCCUGGAGAUUGACAUCGACGGGGUGUUCAAGUCUCUGCUGCUGCUGAAGAAGAAGAAGUACGCCGCCCUGGUGGUGGAGCCGCAGGGGGACGGCCGCUACAGUACCAAGCAGGAACUCAAGGGGCUGGACAUCGUAAGAAGGGACUGGUGUGACCUCGCCAAGGAGUGUGGCAAGUAGGUGGACUCGUCAACUGGAGUACGCUAUAUACUGUAUUUCCACUCAUCCCCUUUUUCCUCUUGGAUUAUGCCAAGAGGUCUCAACCAUUUUGGCACAGGAGGUUGUGUGUUUGCUGUAGCUGCAGGGUUGCUGGUUCAGACCUUGCUCUGGCUGCUUCCCCUCAGUCAUUGCAAUGUUAAUCAAUGACCUGAUUCUUAAAGAUGCUAACCUUCCUCCUCCUACCCAUCUUCCUCCUCCACCUCUUUCUCAGCUAUGUGAUUGGUCAGAUCCUGUCGGACCAGAACCGUGAUGUCAUCGUGGAGAACAUCCAGCGUCACCUUUUGGAGUUGGGAGAGAAGGUUGCUAACGGAACCAUCCCACUCAACCAGUAUGAGAUACACAAGGUGUGUGUGUGUUUUUUCAACGUUCUUUGUGUUGGUAUGUGUGUCUACAGUGUGAGUUUGUAUCAAUGCCCACUCUCCCCUUGCUCUCUCUCUCUCCCUAUUUUUAUCUCCCUCGUCUCCCCUCCCGUUUCCCAGGCCCUGACUAAGGACCCCCAGGACUACCCAGACAAGAAGUCUCUUCCUCACGUUCACGUGGCUCUCUGGAUCAACUCUCAGAGCGGACGAAGGGUUAAAGCUGGAGACACAGUUUCCUACAUCAUCUGCCAGGUAGGGAUGGGGGAGUGUGUGUGUAUGGGACGGCAAGUGUAUUAUGAGUUUACAGGUGUCUUUUUGGAGAGGGACUUUGAGUUAGUAGUCAGUGUAUCUGUGGAUAUGGAUGAAAGUGUGUCAGUGUCGUAUAACAGAAGUGUUUUGACCCUCUCUCCUCUCCCCCAGGAUGGCUCUACGUUGGCAGCCAGUCAGAGGGCCUAUGCGUUGGAGCAGCUCCAGAAGCAGGCCGGGCUGAGCCUGGACACCCAGUACUACCUUGCCCAGCAGGUGCACCCCGUGGUGGGCAGGAUCUGUGAGCCCAUCGAAGGCAUCGACGGGGUCCUCAUCGCUACAUGGCUGGGUGGGUCUCAGUUCUCAGCACUGUUUCACUGUUAUUAGAGUAGUUAUGAAUUGUAGAUGCUUUCCUGGCCUGGGGCCUGAAGUUUUCACUGGUAAAGUCACAUGGUCUGGAAAAAAUCCUGGCCUUAGAGAUGAGAGCUAAUAGAUAUUUAGUUCUUAACAGAAACCAGUGUCGUUGGUCUUCACAUUCUGUCUGUAGAUGGCGCUGUGUGUGUUGCUGUAGGGGGGGAGUGGGGAGGAGGGGGCGUUCUGUGGCCUAGUCCUCAACACUGAUUUACUAACACAUUAUUCACUUAGUCACGGAAGGUGUGUGUUUUUGUGUGUGUGUGUGUCAGUGUUUGGGUUCACCUGGGAAUACUAAAUGGGUGUUCAGCUGCUCAGCUUCUAAUGAUAUGAUUAUCUCAGCUGCUUUCACACACACAGUGAUUUGAUUGUUUUGGCAUCCUUACAAAAAUAUGAUAUUUCCGGUUUAUUUUUAUCACACCUCCCUCACUAUCUGAGCUCUGUCUGUCCUUCCUCUCUACCGCCUCAGUCUGUGUCUUCCUCUCUAACUUUUCCACUACAGUCUCCACCAUUCCAUAUGUUAAGGUGUCUGUCCCCAGAGUGGGUGAAAAUGCGCUUUGGUGAUGAAAUUUCACUUCCUUAUGUUAUAAAAUACAUUUUACCAAGAUAAAUAUGAUUAUUAAUGUUCUGAGUCGUUCAGUAGGGUUUUUCUCUAACAACAGUAUAUCAAAAAAGUUGGAUUUCGUAACCUAAUACAUCCGAUAAGCACCGAGCUCUGUUUACAGCCGUGCAACUUUCUCGCAGCAACUUUGAGGUUUUUACAUAUUGUGGUGGUCAUCUUCAAAGUUAUUUCUGCGGUUCGGAAAAAGCUAAAUUGGCAUGACACAAGCAGAAUUAAAUGUAAAUUAAUUGCCCUUAUCACUCUAUUGAGGCAAAAAAAACGGACUUUCAAUAUAAAUGUGGGCCUCUGUAGCUCAGCUGGUAGAGCACGGCGCUUGUAACGCCAAGGUAGUGGGUUCGAUCCCCGGGACCACCCAUACACAAAAAAAUGUAUGCACGCAUGACUGUAAGUCGCUUUGGAUAAAAGCGUCUGCUAAAUGGCAUAUUAUUAUUAUUAUAAAAUGCAGAUGAAAUAGCCACUCCACAGUAAAAGGCACAUGACAGCCUGCUUGAAGUUUGCCAAAAGGCACCUGAAGGACUCUCAGGCCAUGAGAAACAAGAUUGACCCUUUUGGCCUGAAUGCCAAGUAUCAUGUCUGGAGGAAACCUGGCACUAUCCCUACGGUGAAGCAUGGUGGUGGCAGCAUCAUGCAGUGGGGAUGUUUUUCAGCUGCAGGGACUAGGAGACUAGUCAGGAUCGAGGGAAAGAUGAAUGGAGCAAAGUACAGAGAGAUCCUUGAUGAAAACCUGCUCCAGAGCGCUCAGGACAUCCGACUGGGGCAAAGGUUCACCUUCCAACAGGACAACGACCCGAAGCACAUAGCCAAGACAACGCAGGAGUGGCUUUGGGACAAGUCUCUGAAUGUCCAUGAGUGGCCCAGCCAGAGCCCGGACUUGAACCCGAUCUAACAUCUCUGGAGAGACCUGACAAUAGCUGUGCAGCGACACUCCCCAUCCAACCUGACAGAGCUUGAGAGGAUCUGCAGAGAAGGGGAGAAACUCCCCAAAUACAGGUGUGCCAAGCUUGUAGCGUCAUACCCAAGAACACUCGAGGCUGUAAUCACUGCCAAAGGUGCUUCGACAAAGUACUAAGUAAAGGGUCUGAAUACUUAUGUAAAUGUGAUAUUUCAGUUUUUUAUUUCUAAUACAUUUGCAAAAAUUUAUUAAAACCUGUUUUUGCUCUGUCGUUAUGGGGUAUUGUGUAGAUUGAUGAGGGGGGGGGGGGGACAAUUUAAUCAAUUUUAGAAUUAGGCUGUAACGUAACAAAAUGUGGAAAAAGUCAAGGAGUCUGAAUACUUUCCAAAUGCACUAUAUGUCAACUUCACCCUUGUGAAUUGCCACUUGACACACAUUCACACAAAGUAGUCUUAAUUGUUUCUGUCUCAGACUGGUUUUGUGUGUCUGUUCUGUAGCAGUGUGUUUAAACUGGCGCAAAUAGUGUCUGUGUAGAUAUUGUGAUUGUUUGUGUGUUCCCCAGGUCUGGACCCCAGUCAGUUCCGGGCCCAGCAGCAGGCACAGAGAGAGGAGGAGGGAGAUGGGUUCCUAGGAGCUCCGGUCCAACUCACUGAUGAGGAGAAAUAUAAAGACUGUGAACGCUUCACAUUCACCUGCCCUCUCUGUAACACUGAUAACGUCUACGACAACGUGUUUGAGGGAGCGGUACGUACACGCGCGUGCGCAUACACACACACACACACACACACACACACACACACACACACACACACACACACACACACACACACACAAGCAUGCAGACACACACACACACACACACGUUUGGUACUUCCUGUGUUAAGUAUGCUAUAGUCUUUCAGUGUUGUACCUCAUCUCUUAUUUUUAGACAGGACAGACUCAUACACAGUCUGUUUUCAUUGGCAUAGUUUACACUCCUGCACUUAAAGGCUUUCCUAAACCCCUACACAUACAUACUCUCACUCUUUAUCUCUCUAUCUCUCUUUGUGUCUUUCUCUCUGUUUCUCUCUUUCUGUCUUGUGCUUUCUCUCUCUCUCACUCACUCGCUCACUCUCUCAAUUCAAUUUCAAUUUAAGGGCUUUAUUGGCAUGGGAAAUGUAUGUUAACAUUGCCAAAGCAAGUGAAGUAGAUAGUAAACAAUGAAAUAGUGAAAUGAACAAUAAAUAUUAACAGUAAACAUUACACUCAGAAGUUCCAAAAGAAUAAAGACAUUUCAAAUGUCAUUAUGUAUAUAUACAGUGUUGUAACAAUGUGCAAAUAGUUAAAGUACAAAUGGGAAAAUAAAUAAACAUAAAUAUGGGUUGUAUUUACAAUGGUGUUUGUUCUUCACUGGUUGCCCUUUUCUUGCAACAGGUCACAAAUCUUGCUGCUGUGAUGGAACACUGGUUUUUCACCCAGUAGAUAAGGGAGUUUAUCAAAAUUGGGUUUGUUUUCGAAUUCUUUGUGGAUCUGUGUAAUCUGAGGGAAAUAUGUCUCUCUAAUAUGGUCAUACAUUUGGCAGGAGGUUAGGAAGUGCAGCUCAGUUUCCACCUCAUUUUGUGGGAAGAGUGCACAUAGCCUGUCUUCUCUUGAGAGACAGGUCUGCCUUUCUCAAUAGCAAGGCUAUGCUCACUGAGUCUGUACAUAGUCAAAGCUUUCCUCCCUCACACACCACACUCCUACCCCCCUACUACAGCCAUUCCUACAACCGAGGUCACUGGAGAAGUGAGAUGUGUGUUUUCUUAUCAGUCAGUAAUGAGUUAGACAGACGCAGCUUUCUCUUGUCGCAGAGAAACUCAUGAAGCUGACACUUUCCCCUCUGUUUGUCCUCCCAUGGUUCUGACAUCACACACACUGAUAAGAUGGUAAGUUAAUUAGUGGUGACAUGGUCUAACAAAUCAGACGGGCCUUGACUUGAGAUACAGGGGGAGUGAAGGAAAGAGGCCAGGGAGAUUGAAAGGGGGUGGCAAGAGAUUGCAAGAGAGGAGAACAGCGUGAGGGAAUGGGAAAGACAGACUGGGGAGAGGAAGAGAACAUCAAAUAGAGCGAGGUAGACUGCUGUUAUCAAAACCAGAGAAGAGAAGAAACAGCGAGGGAGGGAAAGGAGGAAAAUCAAUUGAUGUUCUUUAGUCAUCUCGUGAGGAUGAGAACCCAACUUCAAACUUUUGCUGUGUGGGUACGUCCGGCUGUCCAACUCCCCAUCCACCACUGCUGUAAAAGCAGGUAAAUGUGAAACCCUGUAGGAAUACCAUUACUCCUGUGUGGAUAUGUAUGUACAGUAAGGGGGAAAAAAGUAUUUGAUCCCCUGCUGAUUUUGUACGUUUGCCCACUGACAAAGACAUGAUCAGUCUAUAAUUUUAAUGGUAGGUUUAAUUGAACAGUGAGAGACAGAAUAACAACAAAAAAAUCCAGAGAAACGCAUGUCAAAAAUGUUAUAAAUUGAUUUCAUUUUAAUGAGGGAAAUAAGUAUUUGACCCCUCUGCAAAACAUGACUUAGUACUUGGUGGCAAAACCCUUGUUGGCAAUCACAGAGGUCAGACAUUUCUUGUAGUUGGCCACCAGGUUUGCACACAUCUCAGGAGGGAUUUUGUUCUACUCCUCUUUGCAGAUGUUCUCCAAGUCAUUAAGGUUUCGAGGCUGACGUUUGGCAACUCGAACCUUCAGCUCCCUCCACAGAUUUUCUAUGGGAUUAAGGUCUGGAGAUUGGCUAGGCCACUCCAGGACCUUAAUGUGCUUCUUCUUGAGCCACUCCUUUGUUGCCUUGGCCGUGUGUUUUGGGUCAUUGUCAUGCUGGAAUACCCAUCCACGACCCAUUUUCAAUGCCCUGGCUGAGGGAAGGAGGUUCUCACACAAGAUUUGACGGUACAUGGCCCUGUCCAUCGUCCCUUUGAUGCGGUGAAGUUGUCCUGUCACCCCCAAAGCAUAAUGUUUCCACCUCCAUGUUUGACGUGAGGAUUGUGUUCUUGGGGUCAUAGGCAGCAUUCCUCCUCCUCCAAACACGGCGAGUUGAGUUGAUGCCAAAGAGCUCGAUUUUGGUCUCAUCUGACCACAACACUUUCACCCAGAUCUCCUCUGAAUCAGUCAGAUGUUCAAUGGCAAACUUCAGACGGCCCUGUAUAUGUGCUUUCUUAAGCAGGGGGAUCUUGCGGGCGCUGCAGGAUUUCAGUCCUUCACGGCGUAGUGUGUUACCAAUUGUUUUCUUGGUGACUAUGGUCCCAGCUGCCUUGAGAUCAUUGACAAGAUCCUCCCGUGUAGUUCUGGUCUGAUUCCUCACCAUGCUCAUGAUCAUUGCAACUCCACGAGGUGAGAUCUUGCAUGGAGCCCCAGGCCGAGGGAGAUUGACAGUUCUUUUGUGUUUCUUCCAUUUGCGAAUAAUCGCACCAACUCUUCUCACCAAGCUGCUUGGCGAUGGUCUUGUAGCCCAUUCCAGCCUUGUGUAGGUCUACAAUCUUGUCCCUGACAUCCUUGGAGAGCUCUUUGGUCUUGGCCAUGGUGGAGAGUUUGGAAUCGGAUUGAUUGCUUCUGUGGACAGGUGUCUUUUAUACAGGUAACAAGCUGAGAUUAGGAGCACUCCCUUUAAGAGUGUGCUCCUAAUCUCAGCUCGUUACCUAUAUAAAAGACACCUGGGAGCCAGAAAUCUUUCUGAUUGAGAGUGGGUCAAAUACUUAUUUCCCUCAUUUAAAAUGCAAAUCAAUUUAUAACAUUUCUGACAUGCGUUUUCUGGAUUUUGUUGUUGUUAUUCUGUCUCUCACUGUUCAAAUAAACCGAUCAUUAAAAUUAUAGACUGAUCAUUUAUUUGUCAGUGGGCAAAUGUACAAAAUCAGCAGGGGAUCAAAUACUUUUUUCCCUCACUGUACCACUGUGUAGAAAUGUGUGUACCAGUGCAGUAAAUGCAUAGCCCUGUUGAGACACUCCCCAGUCCUGUCACUGACUGAUGGAUAAAUUUUUUUAGGCCUUGGCAGUUAGGAAGUAGUUAGCUACUAGUUGUGGAAUUUCCAUUGUGUUAGCAGUCCAGUUAGGUGCCUAUGAAAGCCUGGUCUGACAGGUGAAUGAGGGGGUGAUUGACUGGAGCUUGGGGAUCUGCAGGCUGAGGAGAUUGGCUGGGGGUCUGCAGGCUGGGGGUCUGUCUGAUCUGCCUAUAUGUGGCGCAGCAUGAUUCCUACAGUCCAGAGUUCUCCACUGCUAAACCUGGAGAGCAGGCUUUUGUUGGUUGUGUGUGUAUGUGUGUACUCUGUGCUGACAAAGUCCCAUCCUGUUUGUGUGUAGGGUAUGAUGGUGGAGGCGGCGAUGAUGCGUUGCUGCAACCUGUCCUGUGGGGGGCGUCCUCUGGACUAUCCCACACACAUCAGCAACAAGCUGCUACUGGACAUCCGCAAGCACAUCAGGAAAUACUACAGCGUGAGUACCGACGAGGGUGUGUGUGUGUGUGUGUGUGUGUGUGUGUGUGUGUGGUUUAUUGCAGGCAGUUUUGUCCUGCUCAGAUUUACUGUUACUAUUUAUUCCUACUCUCUACUGAAUGCCAAACACUGGCCUUUCCCUCUGCUACACACACACACCACUCGCCCACCUGCAUUACUGCAAAUUGACUUAAUUUAGUUUUCUUUCAGGCUUUAAUGCUUUCCUUGAAUACACUACACUGUACUCACUGUAGUAGUCAGGCUCUGACUGGAGCAUAUUUUUGGAGGUCUUUAGUUGGAGAAAUAGUGUGGAGGAUUUUAGAACUGUUCCGGAACUCUUUUAGAACUUUUUGUUUUGUAAAACUUGUAUGAUUUCUAGAACUAGCACUGAUGCUGUCUUCAGGGUUGUGGAAUGCAGUGGAAGAUUGGAGUGGGGCUGCCUGCUAGUCUUUUAGGUUGAGCAUUGUGUGGAGGUAGGGGAGGGGGUGUUACACUCCCACAGUGCUGAGCAGAAAUCAAUUAGUGGGGCGAAUGUGCCUACCACCCCCCACCCCCCAAACACACACACACACACACACUCUCUCAGGGAACGAGCCCCUCACCCCCUUUGUAAUGUGUGAAACAGCUGCUGUCACGGAAUACUAACACCACACAUACUCUGUAGGAACACACGUAUAUACACACACAGAGGGGGCGAUGAAGAGUGGUAAUUAAGGAUUUAUUUCAGACCAAGGGAGAGCUCAAAUAGAGCUGUUUGUCUGGCCAGAUAGACUGAAAGACAUGGCCUGCACCUCUGCGCGUGUGUUCCUUCAGAGACAUUACCCCCCCCCCCCCCCCCUCAUUAUCAACUGACCUGCUCUGCUAGACUGGCCAAACACCCAUCCCUCUCUCUUCUGCCCUCUCUCUCUCCAUCUAUCUUCAUCCUCCUCCCAUCUAUCUUCCUCUCUCUCCAUCUAUCUCCUCUUUUCCCCCGGGGGGGGCCCAAAACCCCCCCCCCCCGGUCCUUUGGGGGGUUUUUUGGUUUUUGUUGGGGCCCCCCGGGGGGGUUUUUUUUUUUUGGGGGGGGGGGGGGGGGGGCCCCCCUUUUUCCCCCCCCUUCCCCACAACCCCCCAAAAAAAAAAACCCCCCCCCCGGGGGGGGGGUUUUUUUUUUUGGGGGGGGGGGGGUUUUUUUUUUUUUUUUGGGUUUUUUUUUUUUUUCCCCCCAAAAAGGGCCCCCCCCCCCCCCCCCCCCCCCCUUUUUUUAAAACCAAAAAGGCCCCCCUUUAAAAAAAAUUUAAUUUUCCCCCUUUUUUGGGGGUUUUUUUUCCCCCUUUUUUUGGGGGGGUUUUUGGGGGGGUUUUUGGGGGUUUUUUUUGGGGGGGGUUUUUUUUUUUUUUUUUUUUUUUUUUUUUUUGGGAAAAAAGGUUUUGGGGUUUGGGGGGGGGUUUGGGUUUGGGUGCCCAAAUUUUUGGGGGGCCUGGGGGUUUUUUUGGGGGGGGGGGGGGGGAAAAAAGGGGGGGAAAAAAACCCCCCCCCCCCCCAAAAACCCCCCCCCCCCCCCAAAAAAAAACCCCCCCCCUUUUUUUUUCCCCCCUUUUUUUUGGGAAACCAACCCCCCAAAAAAACCCCCAAAAAAAAAAAAUUAAAAAAAAGGGGGUUUUUUAAAAAAAAUUUUUUGGGGGGGGGAAAAAGGGGGGCCCAAACCCCCCCCUUUCCCCCCCCCCCCCCCCCUUUAAACAAACCCCCCUCCCCCCCUUUAAUUUCCAACCCCCCCCCCCCCUUUUUCCCCCCCCUUUUUUUUUCCUUGGUUUUCCCCCCCCCCUUUUUUUUUUUUCCCCCCCCCCCCCCCCCCCUUCCCCCUUUUUUUCCCCCCCCCCCCCCCCCCCCCCCCCCCCCCCCCAACCCCCCCCCCCCUUUUCCCCCCCCCCCCGGGUUUUUCCCCCCCCGGAAAAACCCCCCUUUUUUAAAAAAACCCCCCCCCCAACCCCCCCCCCCCCCCCCCCCACUAACCCCCUCCCCCCAAACCCCCCCCCCCCCCCCCCUUUUUUUUUCCCCCCCCCCCCCCCCUUUUUAAAAAACACGGCCCCCUUUUGGGGCCCCCCCCCGGGGGGCCCCCCCCGGGGGGGACCCCCCGGGGGGGGGGGCCCCCCCCCGGGGGCCCCCCCCCCCCCCCCUUUUCCCCCCCCCCCCCCGGGGGGCCCCCCCCCCCCCCCCCCCCCCGGGGGGGGCCCCCCCCCCAGGGCCCCCCCCCCCCAAAACCCCCCCCCCCACCAACCCCGGGGGCCCCCCCCCCCCCCCCCCCCCCCCUUCCCCCCCCCCCCCCCCUUUUUUUCCCCCCCCCCCCCCCCCCCCCCAUUAACCCCCCCCCCCCCCCCCCCGGGCCCCCCCCGGGGGGGGGGGGGGCCCCCCCCCCGGGGCCGGGGGGGGGGCCCCCGGGGGGGCCCCCCCCGGGGGGGCGGCCCCGCCCCGGGGGGGGCCCCCCCCGGGGGGGCCCCCCCCCCCCCGCCCCCGGGGGGGGCCCCCCCCCGCGCCCCCUUUCCCGGGGGAACCCCCCGGCGGCCCCCCCGGGGGCCCCCCCCCCCAACCGGGGCCCCCCGCCCCCCCCCCCCCCCCCCCCCCCUUUUUUUGGGAGCCCGGCCCCCGGGGGCCCCCGGGGGGGGGGGGGGGGCCGCGCGCCCCGGGGGGGGGGGCCCGCGCCCCCCGGGGGGGGGGGGGGGGCCCCCCCCGGGGGGGGGGGGGGCCCCCGGGGGGGGGGCCCCCCCCCCGCCCCCCCCCGGCCCCCCCGGGGGGGGGGAGCCCCCCCCCCCCCCCCCUUUUUUUUCCCCCCUCCCCCCCCCGGGGGGGCCCCCCCCCCCCCCCCCCCCCCCCUUUUUUUCCCCCCCCCCCCCCCCCCCCCCCCCCCCCCCCCCCCCCGGGGGAACCAACCCCCCCCCCCCAAACCCCCCCCCCCCCUCCCCCGGGGCCCCCCCCUUUUUAAACCCCCCCCCCCCAAAAACCCCCCCCCCCCCCCCCCCCCCCCCCCCCCCCCCCCCCCCCGGGGGGGGCCCCCCCCCCCCCCUCCCCCCCCCCCCACCCCCCCCCCCCCCCCCCCCCCCGGGGGGGGCCCCCCCCCCCCCCCCCCCCCCUUUUCCCCCCCCCCCCUUUGGGGGCCCCCUUUUUCCCCGGGGCCCCCCCCCCCCCAACCCCCCCCCCCCCCCCCCGGCCCCCCCCCGGGGGCCCCCCCCUUUUUCCCCCCCCCCCAAACCCCCCCCCCCCCCCCCUUUCCCCCCCAAACGGGGGCCCCCCCCCCCAAAAAACCCCCUUUUUCCCCCCCCAAAAAAACCCCCCCCUUUUACACUUCCCCCCGGGGGGCCCCCCGGGGGGGGGGGGGCCCCCCCCCCGGGGGGGGGGGGGGCCCCCCCCCGCGGGGCCCGGGGGCCCCCGGGGGGGGGGCCCCCCCCCCCCCACAAACCCCCCCCCCCCCCCCCCCCCCCCCCCCCCCCCCCCAAACCCCCCCCCCCCCCCCACACGGGCGGCCCCGGGGCCCCCCCCCGGGGGGGCCCCCCCCCCCCCCCCCCCCAACCCCCCGGGGGGGCCCCCCCCCGGGGGCCCCCCGGGGGGCCCCCCCCCCCCCCCCCCCUUUUUUCCCCCCCCCCCCCCCCCCCAAAAACCCCCCCCCCCCCCUCCCGCCCCCCCCCCCCCCCCCCAACCCCCCCCCACCCCUUUUUCCCCCCCCCACCCGAAAACCCCCCCCCCCCCCCCCCCCCCCCCCCCCCCCCUUUUCCCCCCCCCCCCCCUUUUCCCCCCCCUUUUUUUUUUUUUUUUUUCCCCCUUUUUUUUUUUUUCCCUUUUUUUCCCCCUUUUUUCCCCCCGGGCCCUUCCCUUUUCCCCCCCCCUUUUUUAAAACCCCCCUUUUUUUUUCCCUUUUUUUUUCCCCCCCCCCCCCCAAAACCCCUUUUUCCCCCCCCCAUUUUUAAAAAAAAAAAUUUUUUUUUUCCCUUUUUUUUUUUUCCCCCCAAAAUUUUUUUUUAAAAAAUUUCCCCCCGUUUUUUCCCCAAAGGAAAUUUGGGCCCCUUUUUUUAAAAUUUUUUAAAAAAAUUUUUAAAAAAAUUUUAAAAAGGGGGGGGGAAAAAAACCCCCCCCCUUUUUUUUUUUUUUUAAAAAAACAAACCCCCAGGUUUUUUCCCUUUUGGGCCCCCCCCUUUUAAAAAAAUUUCCGGGAAAAGGGCCCCCGGCCUUCCCCCAAAAAUUUUUAAAUUUUAAAAGGGCCCCAAAAAAGGGGCCCCCGGGGGCCCUUUUUUUUUUAAUUUUUUUUUUUUGGGGGGGGUUUUUUUUGGGGGUUUUUUUUUUUUUUAAGGGGUUUUUUUGGGGUUUUUUCCGGGGGGGGGGGAAAAAAAAUUUUUUUUUUGAAAAAACCCCGGGAAAAAAUUUUUUUUUUGGGGGAAAAAAGGGUUUUUUUUUUUUUUUUAAAAAUUUUUUUUUUUUUUAAUUUUUUUUUUUUUAUUUUUGGGGGGUUUUUUUUUUUUUGUUUAGUAGGGAAAUUUUUUAAAAAAACCCCCCAAAAAUUUUUUUUUUUUUAAAAAGGGGAAACCUUUUUUUUUAAAAAAAGGGGAAGGGGUUUUUGGGGGUUUUAAAAAAUUUUUUUUUUGGGGAAAAAAAUUUUUUAAUUUUCCCCGGUUUUUUUUUUUUUCCCAAAAAAUUUUUUUUUUAGGUUUUUUUGGCGUUUGGUUUUUUGUUUUUUUUUCCCCCCCACCCCCAAAAAAGGGGGGUUUUUUUAAAUAAAAUUUUUAAAAAUUAUUUUUUAAAAAAGAAAUUUUUUUUUUUGGGGGGGCCCCCCCCCUUUUGUUUUUUCCUUUUUGGGGGGGCCGGGGGGGUUUUUUUUUUUGGGGGGCCCCCUUUUUUGGGGGGGUUUUUUUGGGGUUCCCGGGGGCCCUUUUUUUUUUCCAAAUUUUUUUUUUUUUCCCCCGGGGGGGAAAAACCCCUAAAAAGGGGGGGGGUUUUUUUUUGGGUUUCCCAAAAAUUUGGGGGGGAAAAAAAGGGGGGAAAAAAAAAGGGGGGGGGGGGGGGGAAAAAAAACCCCCCGGGGGGGGAAAAAAAGGGGAGGGGGGGCCCCCCUUUUUUAAAAAAAAAUUUUUUUCCCCCCUUUUUUUUUUUUUCCCCCCCCCCCCCCCCCCCCCCUUUUUUUUUUUUUUCCCCCCCCUCCCUCUCUUUAAAACUUUCCCCUCUCUCCCCCCUUUUUCCCCAUCUUCCCUUUUUUUUUUUCCCCAAAAAUUUCCCCCCCCCUUUUUCCCCCUUUUUCCCCCCCCCCUUUUUUUUUUAAAAAAUUUUUUUUUUGGGUCUCCCUUUCCUCUCUAUUUCCUCCUCUCUCAUCUCAUCUAUCUUCCUCUCUCUCUCUCAAUUAAAUUCAAUUCAAUUCAAUUCGCUUUAUUGGCAUGACGUAACAAUGUACAUAUUGCCAAAGCUUACUUUGGAUAUUUACAAUAUAAAAAUAAAUAAAAAUGAGAAUCAAAAAAUUGUCAACGGGACAACAGUAACAACAAUAACCAACGUCAAUAUAACCAUACAUUCAACAAUAACAAUAAUCAUACAGUUGAGGACAUGUGCAGGUUUAUUGGUCUGUCAGACACUGUCCCUCAACUUAUGGCAGGCAGCAAUGUAGUGCGCUGCCAACCCACAGCUCUCUGCGUCCUCCCCCAACAGGAUGGGUAGCCUAUCCUCAUCAGAGAGGUCUUUAAAAAACCUUGAAUAAGGAUUUCAAAUUUGGGGAAAUGACACUCUCUAAUUGUUUUAUAUUUUUGACAUUUUGUCAGGAAAUGCAGCUCCGUCUCAGGUUCUGCUGUUGUGCAGUGGUUGCACAGCCUUUCCUCUACAGGGAGCCAGGUUUUCCUGUGUCUACCCUUCUCAAUGGCAAGGCUGUGCUCACUGAGCCUGUACUUUGUCAAGGUUUUUCUAAGGUUUUGAUCAGUAACCAUGGUCAAAUAUUUAGCCAUAGUGUACUGUCGAUUUAGGGCCAGAUAGCACUGCAUUUUGCUUUGUGUUUGUGCUUGUGUUUCCCAAUAAGCAAUGUAGUUUUGUUUUGACUGUGUUGUAAUUUGGUUUAUUCUGAUUGAUUGGAUGUUCUGGUCCUGAGGCUUCAGUGUGUUAGUAGAACAGGUUUGUGAACUCAGCCCCAGGACCAGCUGGAUGAGGGGACUCUUUUCUUUGCUCAGCUCUUGGCAUUGCAGGGCUUGGUAAUGAUAUGAGAGGGGGUCACUGUAUUUUAGGUGUUUCCAAAACUUAAUUGCUCUUUUUUGAGUUUUUAUUAUUAGUGGAUAUUGGCCUAAUUCUGCCCUGCAUGCAUUGUUUGUAGUUUUCCUCUGGACACGUAGGAGAAUCUUACAGAACUCUGCAUGUAGGGUUUCAAUGGGGUGUUUGUCCCAUUUGAUGAAAUCUUGUUUUGCAAGUGGACCCCACACCUCGCUGCCAUAAAGUGCAAUUGGUUCAAUGACAUAUUCAAUUAGUUUUAGCCAAAUUUUAAUAGGUAUUUCAAUUUGAAUUUGCUUUUUAAUGGCGUAGAAUGCCCUGCGUGCUUUCUCUCUCAGUUCAUUCACUGCCUCAUUAAGGUGUCCAGUUGAGCUUAUUUUUAAACCUAAGUAAUUGUAGUGUGUACAGUACUCUAUAUAUUUUGUACCAAUUGAGAACUUUGGUCUAAUUCCCUGAGAUCUGGAUCUUCUCUGGAAAAUCAUUAUUUUAGUCUUUUUGGGGUUUACUGCCAGGGGCCCAGGUCUGGCAGUACUGCUCUAGCAGGUCCAAGGCUCUGCUGUAGGCCAGGUGCUGUGGGGUGACAGCAGGCAUAGGUCAUCUGCGAAGAGUAGGCAUUUAACUUCUGAAUUGUGGAGACUAACACCAGGGGCUGAGGAUUUUUCUAGAAUAGUGGCCAAUUCGUUAAUGUAAAUAUUGAAGAGUGCAGGGCUAUCUUCCCCUCUCUCUCUCUCUCAUCUAUCUUCCUCUCUCUCUCAUCUAUCUUCCUCUCUCUCUCUCUCUCUCUCUCUCAUCUAUCUUCCUCUCUCUCUCUCAUCUAUCUUCAUCUCUCCUCUCUCUCUCUCAUCUAUCUUCCUCUCUCUCUCUCUCUCUCAUCUAUCUUCUCUCUCUCUCUCUCUCUCUCUCUCAUCUAUCUUCCUCUCUCUCUCUCUCAUCUAUCUUCCUCUCUCUCUCUCCAUCCAUCUUCCUCUCUCUCUCCAUCUGUCUUCCGAGUGUCGUUGGUUCGUUUUGUCGAUCCGCCCCCCCCUCUUAUUUACCCCAUUCAAACACCCGUUGCCAUGGCGUUUAACAAAUUAUUGCAAUUACGCUCGUCAUGUGGGUCACCCCUGGAAACUGGCUGAGGGAGGUAGGGAAUAAAUAGAGAAGAAGGUGCUAAUCCUAUUUUGAACAAAAGGUCAAAUUGCUGAAUGGAGCCGCUUUGAUUAAGCGGAGGAUGUACAAAGUGGACUUGUUUCAGCUCUAUUCAGAGAGUGAGAGGUGAGUGUGUGUGCGUGUUUGUCUGGGUGCGUGUCCCUGCCUGUGUGGUUGCAUGCUUUGUCUACAAAAGUGGACUGGUUUCAGGCCUAUUCAACUCUAGAGCUGGCAGGAUUGAUUACUUUUCAAGCUAGAACCUCUGUCUCUUCUCUCUCUCUAGUCCUUUUAUCCUGAGAACCACCAGUCAAAAUAGUGUGUAUGUGCGCGUACCUGGUUGAUUCCUGUGUGUUGAGUUCCACUGGUCUGAGAUCACUGUGUGAAACAGAAACCCUCCACAAUUCAACUAUCUGCUUCAUAGUCACAGACCCUGGAUGUAGGGAGAAAAGGAGGUAGAGAGUUGGACAGAGGAAGAAAGAAAGGGGAGUGUGUUAGAAAAGAGAACAGAGGAGAGGGUGAAAGGAGAACAGAAAGGAGGAGAGAGGACUAGGGAUGGAGAGGCAGGGAGUGUAGGCUAGUUUUUGUGUCUUGUCUCACUGCAGUUUAAUCUGUUUAGUUAAAUGGUGUGGAAGUCAUCUGAAGUCUGGAUUCAGUGUGUCAGGUAGCGACUGCUGUAAUUAUGUCAUUAUCAGCCCCCCCCAUCUCCCUCUCGCUCUCUCUCUGGCUUAAUGUUUUUCUCUCUGUUUUUCUCUUGCUCAGUUUCACUCAAAGACCCACAUGACUUUAUCAGUUAAUAUGCCCUUUCUCGUGUGUGUGUGUUCGCAAAUCUCCAGCCCAUGGGAACAGUGCUGUGUGUUUAGGCUUGUGUCCUCAGGAGACUCUGGGAUCAGACAGUCAGGCAAUAACAUCCCUAAUGAACACACACACAGCGUCCUGCCAAUCUCCUCUAAAUGAAAACCAAACACACACAUAUGUCCCAAUUCAAUUACAAUCUCCCAGAGUUCACAGCGUUACCCACAACCCCCUGGGCCAAAGCCGGUUAUCUAAACAUUGCCAACUGCCACACAUACAGACACGAGGAUCAUGGGACAUUACACCGCUCUGUUGGCUCUGAUAAUAUUCACCACAAUGCUGUGUGUGUGGUUAGAGCCAGGUUAAUGAGAUUGAUAACAGUACAAUAGACCCUUCAGUUUCUGUCUACUGUAUGAUUUGAAUUGAGACAGGGAAAAAGAGACCUCCAUAUUUCCUCCUUUUCCCUGUGGCCUAGUAUAUCUGGGAGUGUGGCUGACCCUUAGAGCGCUCGACUGGGUCGUUGUGUGUGGUUUGGUAUGUGAGGUGGUAGGACAGGUGCAGUAUGUAGUAAGGGGUUGGGGAUGUCUUGGGAACUGUUAUUAGUUGGGUAAUACCCCCAACACACACACACACACCAAAGCCCCCCCUAUGUAAUGAAAGGGCAGGCCAGGGAGAGAUAGGGUAUUAGAUUAGGGAUGAAGAGGAGGGGAACAGAGGGGGGUAGGGUCUGCACCUGUCCAAGGCCACUGACUCACCCCAGGGGUCCUAACCACCUGCUGCCCUCUGCGCUGCUUGUCUGAAAAGGGAAGGACCCCCAGGCUCAGGCAGAUGUGCCUACUUCACACAGAGGGGUUGACUUAGAAAAUUAGAGAAUAUACAAUUUAGAGAGGAGGCAGAGAGAAAUAGGGAGAACGUUUAUCUAUGUGUGUUUUGGCAGGUAAUUAUGUAAUUGUUUUCAGCAGUUUCCAGCAAGUUAGCCUCAUUUUAAAAGUGUCCUUGAUAUGAAUACGCCAUCUCUCAAUACCCUCCCCCCCCAUCUCUCUCUCUGCAUCUCAGGGUUGGUUGGUGUGUGAGGACCAAGCCUGCCAGAACCGGACCAGGAGGCUGCCCAUCUCCUUCUCCAGAUCUGGACCCAUCUGUCCUGCCUGCUCCCGCUCUGCACUCAGACCAGAGGUAACACACACACUAACACACCGCACACAUGAACACACCACACACACAUAAUCCACACGCACAAACACACUGGACGCAUACACACCCACACGCUCGCUGUAUCGAUGUUGGAUGGUUUGUCCAGGUGAUGGUGCUGUAGAGUCAUUUUAAAAGCUACUGAGCUCUCAUCCUCUUCUCUCAUCCUCUUCUCUUCUCUCAUCCUCGUCUCGUCUCAUCCUUGUCUCAUCCUCUUCUCGUCUCUCAUCAUCCUCUCCACCAUUCACAUGGUCUAAAUUAUCUCUUCUCACUCCCAUCUCACAUUCCCUUGUUUUUGCGCUCUUCUUUUUUAUUUAACUCCCCUCCAUAUUUCUCCUCUUUCACUCUCCCACCCUGUCCUUGCCUCAACUGUUGUGUUCAUACUUUAAUGAGAUUCUUACACAGGCCUUCCCAACACACACACACUUGUAAUUAAUGUUGAAGUACAACAUGCACACAGACUGAUAAGGGUAUCCUCUGUUCUCUACACAGGACUCUUACGGCCUUGAGUGUGUGCACUUGUGUGUGUGUGUCUGUAGGAGGGUCACUGGUAGUUUAAAACUGUCUCUCCUUUAUGAAGACCAAGUUAGCCUGAAGGGUAGAUUUUUUUUCCUUUCUUUCUGUGUUUCUUUGCCUUCACUUGAUCUGACGUUUCUUUCCCUCUCAUUUUAUCCCUAACGUUUCAAUUUAUUUUUCUCCUGUAGUUCUCUCCCUUUCUCCGCUCUUUUUCACUCCCUCUCCACUUUCUGCCUCCUUUAAGAGAGCUCCUCGAAAAGAGACAAGGGGGGAAGAUGUCUCUUCCCAAAAAGGAGGCAAAAAACAAAAUCCCCCUCUCUCUCCCCUCUCCUCCCCCUCCUCUCCCCCUCUCUCUCCCCCUCUUCUCUCUCCCCUCUCUCUCUCUCCUUCUUCUCCCCCCUCUUGUCUCUCUCCUCUCUCUCACACCUCAUCCUCGAUCUCCCCCCACCAUCCUCUCUCUCCCCCCUCAUCCUCUCUCCCUCUAUCUCUCUCUAGCAGUGUCUAGGUUUGUGUGGCGACAGGUUGAAACCCAAAAGGCCAAUUUGUCUUGUCACCACGGCCACUUAGGCGUCCUUCUCUGUGCCUGAGGGCCCUGCCACUUUAAACUGCUGGCUGAAUAAAACAUUUAACUCACCCCUCUGCCCUUAACCCACCUCUUCUCUCCUCCGCUCCCUCAUCCCUCCUGUUCUCCCCUGCUCCCGCCAUUCCUCCUUCAGCCUUCCUCCCUUUCGCUCCUCACCCACUCACUCACACCUCUCUGUUCUCUCCAUCUCUUUCUUCCCGCUUGUACUUUCAUACCUCACUUGUCUCGUUCUCUAUCUCAUUAUCCGUCAUCCCCUCUUUCUCCCCUUUGCCUCCACCACUCUUCUCCUUUAUCAUCUUAUCCCUCUAUUCUCUUCUUACUCUUCAUUCCACAGCCUCGUUCCUGUCUCUGUCAGUGAUGUGUUUUCUGCUUGCUCUCUCUCUCCCUCCCUCCUGCUACCUCCCCCUCUCUCUCUCCUCAUUUUCCCUCCCUUGCUCCCCCCCUUAUCUGUCUCUCUCUCGCCCUACGCUCUCCCUCACUCUCUCUGAUCUCCAUGUAAUAGAGGAGUAAUAGCCACUCUUGUUGAUUGGUUGGUAAUUUGAGGGAGUUAUGCACAGGUGCAAUUUGUAAUAUUUUCAGUAAAUUAAAUUUCUCUCUUUCUCUCUCCCUCUUUAACAAUCUCCCCCUCCCUCGCUUUCGUUUUUUAUCUGAUGCGCUGUUUCACUCUCCCUUUCUCUCUCAUUUUCUGUUUCUCUACCCUUUUUUCCCCUUCGUUUUCUGUUUAGCAAUGCGCUCAGUCCCCUCCCACUCUUUUUCUCUCUCCCUGUCCCUCCCUCCUUCCUCCCUCUUUCUCCCUCCCUCCCUCUUUCUCCCUUCCUCUCUCACUCACUCCCUACCUCUUUCUCCCUCCCUAUCUUUCUCCCUAUAUAUCUCUCUCUCCCUCCUUACAUCCCUCCCUCUCUCUUUCUCCCUCCGUUUUAUUGAUGUAUGUUCAGGCGCCCAUUAAAGCUCUUUUUUCCUCUAGUGGAAAUUGCAGCAUGUUAAUUUUCACACAAAUUACGGCAAUAGCAGGUAUCUCUAUUUGAUACAUUAUUGCUGGAGCAAUCAGAGAUAAUUGAGUGCCUUUCAGAGGGAGACGGCUGCAUUCACUCCCGGCUCAAAGCCGCCCCAUUAUCGCCUAAUCGCUCUUUAAACACUGAAAUUCACCGAACAAAAAUUCUUGUCAUAAUUUCGCUUAAGUGUAUUUGGAAAUCACAGGGCCUUUGAGCGAGGAUAAUUGAAAUCAAAUCCCUUUCACUGAAGCUGACAUUUCUACAUUUCCCCCCAAUUGAAAUUAAUUUCAAAAAUUGAGCAUGAAUAUCUUCAAAUAGCAGGCAAUUAUGCCUUGUGAAUGGGGAGAAAUUACCCAUUGGUGCAGGGCUGCGCUAGUGAGCGGGAGCGCCAGUUAAAUGUCUUUGUUUCCUGCAGUGUUUGGCUAGUAAAGAUUUACAUAUAUUGACUCAUUAUGGAGGCUUGUGAAGCCGAUCGCUAGGACUCAACCCAACGCUACAACAUCUGAGUUAAACCCUAUCAAAUAUCACAACACACAGCUACACAGGGAUUUCUCUCUCUUCUGUCUCUCGCAGCUGCAGUGGUGUGUGUGUGUGUGUUGUAAGGGGUCAACUGGAUCUGUAGGUUAACAGUGUCUAGGGGGAAUAUACACUGAGUGUACAAAACAUUAAGAACACGUUCCUAAUAUUGAGUUGCACCUCCACCCCACCUUUUGCCCUCAGAACAGCCUCAAUUUGUUGGGGCAUGGACUCUUGAUACACAUGGGAAACCGUUGAGCAUGCAAAACCCAGCAGCGUUGCAGUUCUUGAUGCUAGCCGGUGCGCCUCGCACCCACUACCAUCUACCAGUCUCUGAAUGGCACACAAACACAAUCCAUGUCUCAAUUAUCUCAAGGCUUAAAAAUCCUUCUUUAACCUGACACUAACUGAAGUGGAUUUAACAAGUGGUAUCAAUAAGGGAUCAUAGCUUUCACCUGGUCAGUCUAUGUCAUGGAAAGAGUUUGUACACUCAGUAUAUGGCAUGGAACCUUUAGAUGUAGCUCCAGUGUUUAUGGAUUAGUACUAGUGAUGGCUGACUGUGCAGUAUUUACUGUAUGAAUCUCAUACUGAGAAGGAGACUGUCACAGUCACACUUAUUUAGUCAUGUAGUUAUCCAUGUAGUCAUUGACCUCUUAGUACCUGUCUGAAUAGAAUACUAAUUGUUGUUGUUCUUUUUUUUGGGGGGGGGUGGGAUUUUAGUAUGUUCAGUCGAUUGUGUGCGCUUUUGUGGCCCAUUUUAGACUGUUGGCUGUGGUUUAGCGAUUUAGACCCAUUUGUAUGCUCUCUUUUUCUUUCAUCCUCUUUCACUCUCCACUCCCUCUCUCUUUGCUCCCCCCCCCCCCCUUCUCUCUCCCUCUCACCUUGUUUCUAUCUCCCUCUCACCCCAUACUUUACAGGUUCACUUGUAUGAGAAAGGGAAGUGCACCUACUCUAUGUGUGUGUGUGUGUCUGUGUGUGCAAAUUGAGUGAGGGGGGUAGUUAGCAAGGUUGUGGGGGGGGGGGGGGGGGGGGGGGGGUGUUCGCUCCCAAGAGAGGCAAUUUCACAGCUGGUUUGCUCUUUGGGCAGCCAGGCUGAAAAUGCAGCAGACUUGUGGUGCAAACUGAAAUGGUGUCAGUACAAGAACAAAGCACUGAGCCGAAUGACGAGGCGUUUGUGGUUGUGUGUGCUCUAAAUUCAAUAACGACCUGUAACACCUUUAGCCACGCCUCUUCGACACCUGUCAGUCAAGUCCAGUGCGACUUUGUGUUUAUGGCUAGGUUGUGUGAGAGAGGAAGUGUGUGUGCUCAGCUCUGCAUUGGCAACGGUAACCAAGGGUCCAUUAUGGGAUUCAUUGUUGGUUGUUGACCAGGCAGUGCAUCGUGGGUCAACUGCUGUGUGUCUCGCAUGGCCAUAGACGACCAUUAUAUAUAUAUAUAUAUAUAUAUAUAUAUAUAAAAUAUAAAUAUAAAUAUAAAUGCACACAUACACACACACACACUUGUCAAACGCUAUACACACUCAUUCAUAGACAUUGAAGACACAAUCCAUAUGCAGACACAGGCAUUACGGAUGCUAACACUGUCAUACACGCAUCAUAAUAAUAACAUACUACAUACCCUUGAUGCCAGUUGUUGGGUGUCCUGUAGUUGAAUGUAACAGUCAGUGUAAUUAGCGUUGUGAUAAUGGCUUCAUGCAGUAUAAUGACUAAUCACAUUGACAGCGUCUGUUGUUCAGCUGCCUCUUCUCUCUCUCUCAAAGAUCUUAUCACAACAAACUAUUAUCAACCAGGUGAUUUGCACAUUAUCUUAUUGCUCUUUCUCUCUCUACCUCUUUCUCUCUUUUUACUUCCCUCUCCUCUCUCCCUCUUUACUACCCUCCUUUCCCUCUCUACCUCCCUCCCUCUCUCACCCACUACCUCAUUAUCUCUCUCUCUCUCUCUCGCUCUCAGGCGUGUGACCAGAGUUAAUUGUUGCUGAAAUUAACAAACCAAACACAUUUGUCUACUGCUUUAUUGGUCAUGCUCCCUGAGAGGAGGCUGGCGAGAUGGAAAUAGAUGAGAGGGGAGAGAUGGAAAUAGGAUGAUCAGGGAUGUGAGAGCAUGGUCUGAGAUGAGGGGAGGAAAGAGUUGGAGGAGGAGACUGUAUAUUUUAUGACAGCUCAUUAAAUACAGGUAACUGCCGAAAUAAUAUGAAAUGCAAACAUUUAGUGUCUUAAUAGGAUGUUGGGCCACCACGAGUCAGAACAGAAUCAAUGCACCUUGGCAUAAAUUCUACAAGUGUCUGGAACUCUAUUGGAGGGAUGUGACACCCUUGUUCCACGAGAAAUUCCAUCAUUUGGUGUUUUGUUGAUGGUGGUGGAAAACGCUUUUCUCAGGCGCCGCUCCAGAAUCUCCCAUAAGUGUUCAAUUGGGUUGAGAUCUGGUGACUGAGAUGGCUGUGGCAUAUGGUUGACAUCGUUUUCAUGCUCAUCAAACCAUUCAGUGACCACUCGUGCCCUGUGGAUGGGGGGUAUUGUCAUCCUAUGGGGGCAUAGCCAUGGUAGCCAAAAUAAUGGGCUGCCCAGCAUUUUUAUACAUGACCCUAAGCAUGAUGGGAUGUUAAUAACUUAAUUAACUCAGGAACCACACCUGUAUGGAAGCACCUGCUUUCAAAACAAUUCAUAUCCCUCAUUUACUUGUUUCCAUUAUUUUGGCAGUUACCUGUAUAUUAUCAGAGCACCUUGGGUUUUAGUGACACUGGGGUUGGAUUAAAGGGCUUGGAACAGUCUUUUUUCUCAUUUGACGAACUACAAGUUUGACUGCUACAGUACCUGUUGAAGAGUGUGUAAUAAUGUGUGUGUUCUCUCCACAGUACUCUGAGAAAGCCCUGUACACCCAGCUGUGCUACUACAGGUUCAUCUUCGACUGGGAGUACGCUGUCACCAAAAUACUACAGAGCGACGAGAGAGGUAAAACUGCACACACACACACACACUAGCAUUCAAUUGACACCCACUUACUGUACAUACAUCUUACAUAGGCCUAUGUAUUAAGACACACAUACAGUUUGUCGUAACUGUCACACUCACGUGUAGACACUAGUGAUGCGCGGGUUCACUCAUAACCAACACUUCCCGCGGUUAUAUCCGCCUGGCUGGCUGGUUUAGGGGCAUUAAGUAUUUUGUGGAUGACGGGCGGGUUGAAUAGAGCAAACAAUGCAUAAAAAAUCCAUAUAUAAUUAUUAUCUAUAGGCUACAUUGUUUUUUUUAUUGUUAUUUUAUAUUAGUGCGUAGCCUAAGCCUACCCUUUAGGGCCUAACUGUACGCUCGCCAAAUACACACCAAUUGCCAAAUGCUUUGGGAAUUUGAGCAGAAAAGGUUAACUUUGAUCCACUAAUGCAAAAAAAUACUAUCAGAGUUUAAUUCAAUAAGAGAAAAGCUGCAAAAUGGACAGUUGAAAAUAAAUAGAAGGGAGGAACAGUAGCCUAAUGUUUCGGAAAGAUUUGGUGAAGUGGUAAAAGAGGAUAAUAGCAGUGCCGGCUAUGUGAAAUGUGAUGGUUGUGAGGCGCUAUACAAAUUUAAUAGUCACAUGACGGGGACUUCAAAAUUGCAUGUCAAGGGAACUGUAGGCUUCUGUUCAGAUGGUUAAAUGGAACAGUAGCCUGAAAUCUGGACACUGACUGUAGGUCUAUAACCUCUCACAUAGCCUAAAAUAAUAUGAACUCCUGCAGAAUGAUUUCUUUCUUUCAGCAUCUUGAGAGAAUUAAUGCGAGGUUAGGGACUGUCUGUAAAGGUGCUAUCUUUAUCAGCAUCAUAAAAUAUGCAUCCAAGUCAAACUGAAAUCAGAAACAUGUUAGGUAGUUUUCACAGCUUUUAAUUUCCUUAAAACCGGUCAAACUGUCAUUUGGAAAUUUUGCACAGAUAAUCUUUUUUGUUGUUGCAUUUUCUCCCCGGUCCCUAGACGUCUUUGCUGCACGAGUGAAGCAGCAGAAAAAAAUUACUUUACCGAUGUCAACUAGAUUGAAGCAUUCAUUCUAUCGAUUUGACAUUAUUCUGGUGAGCAAGGGUUUAUUUAGUAUUCUAAGGCAACAAGUAAUGACCGAAGAAAAGCUACAUGUAUCUAAUUAUAGACAAGUUGACUGACAAAUAGCCUACCAAAAUCUCGGAAAUUAUAAGCAGAAACAUAGGCCUAUCUAAAAGGUCUGUCAAAAAAUUGGUCCGCCUCACUGACUGUACAGCACAUUUUCUAUAUUUGCGGGUUAGGUUCGGAUGCGGGCCUCAGAUUUUAACUAUCACAUAGUCAUGCGGUUGCGGGUGGGUUAUUAGCAAUUGCGGGCGGGGGUGGAUGAACAAACAGCUGACCAACGCAUCACUAGUAGACACACACCCAGGCGUUGGUGGAUGGGCGUGGGCUAUGAGGGGGUUGGGUUAAGGACGCUCAGCUCCUCAAGUCGACAGCCCUAAUUUCAUAGACGGAUUCAAUCUCUCUCUCUCACACACACACACACACACAGAGAGAGAGAGAGAAUCUCACACAAUCAUACACACACCGAAUGCAAAACGGUCCAAUCACAGAGGGAAAGAGCUCUCCAUCUCUCUCUCUCUCUUUCCUGCUCUCCUUCCUUUUCUCCGACAGCCACUCUGUUGCCAGUGUUGAUUGAAAACAGGUUUUAGAUUUGGGGAAAUGAUAGGGGGAGUAAUAGGCAAGCGGAUGAAAGGAUAGCCCUUCUGCCUUAAUAGGACAUGGAGCGUAUAUUUCCACCCGGACCCAUUUAGCCGCGACGCACCGCGCUCUGGGCUCGCUCAGUAGGCCCCUUACCCACAGUCCUCUGAUUGAUGUCACUUGAUUAGAAAGGGUCGCUCUGCGAAUAGAUUUAUUUAUUUGAUUAAAUAUUUAUGUAUGUAUGUGUAAGGACGUGUGUGUGUGUGGAUGCAUGUGUGUAAGCGAGGGCCGGAGAGAGGGAGAGAAAGAGCGAGGCAGCGGAGGUAAAUAUAAGUUGUAAUCAAUAGAUGACCACUCUGGAGACGGAUAGCGCAGGAAUGGCUGGAUAGGGAUGGAGGAGAGGUGGCGGCGGUGAGGAGGGAUAACAUGAUUAUAGCCUCUUUCUUUUGUGUUUUUCCCCCUCUUUCUUUGAUGUGAGAAAUCAACGCCAAUCCUUUAUUUCCCGCCCCUUUUCUGCCUUGCUUUCUUUACUUGCUUUUUAUUAUUUCCUUCUUUUGCUUCUGGCCUUGUCAGGUUCUUUGUUUGGUCAACUGUAGAAAGAACCGUUUCACCCUUUUCACUCGUGGGAAUUGGCCUAUAUGGAUAGGGCUAAAAUGAAAUGUUUUUUACAGAAGAAAUAUGGAAAGCAUAUGCAUAACCAUGUUAGCAAUUAAAAGGAAACAGUUUGGAUAUAAUGGGGAAAUUAUUAGAUUAAAGGUGAGUACACAACAGUUCACCUGAAUCCAAACAUUACACUGUUGAUUUUAUGAGCAUUUUACAUUUACUGUACUUUCGCUGCAUUUGUUAACGAAAUCUGAAAAUACUCUUGAUACAUUCAGUAACAUGAUAAGAAUAUGGGGAAGGUGUAACAUAAGACAACAAAAAUGACAAGGUUUUGAGUGAGAGGACUAACUGGUGUCUCCAAGUGGCCACACACCUCUCCAAAGUGUGCACAGGUCCUAAGUAAUUUCAAUGCACUUUUAUGACUCAAAGAAGAGUCUUCAUCUAUUAGCUCUCCUAGCUGUGCCUUUGAGGAACUAGAUCAAGCACACUUGUAGUUGUUUUGUUUGGAACACAGCACUGCAUCCCCGCCAUCACACAAUUACUGUUUGCGCAAUCCAAAAAUGGCCCAUUUGAAAGCUUGUUCUAUUGCCAACAUGACUAGUUAAAUUAUAAGAUACGAUGUUAGUGUUAGGCUUUCACAAGGCAAUUCAGAGAAGCAGAUCGUAAUUUUGGUGCGCAUAGAAAGAAGUCAUGAGUGCAUUCAGAUGUGCGUCCGUGGCAAACUUUCUUCACAAUACAACAAACAGGCUCAUUCUGUUCAGGACAACCCAGGGUAUAACGCCAUGUCAUCUUGUAACUGUACAUCAAACAUAGUGAUCAUAAACAUUGACACUAUAUUACAUGAGUGUUAUGAUAUGGAAAUGUGAAGUGCACAUUUGGACUCUCACGGGUAUUUGGCUUGCUUGUAUGACAUCAAAGCGGUAUUUAUUAUAUAAUCCUCAAUGUCUCAUCUUUCAAAAUACAUUGAGUCCUCAUAAUUUACAGCAUUUCCCUCACUCAGACAACAAAAAAGUUGCAAAAUAUACCCAAUUAGCAGGAGGGAUGGGGGCGGCAACUUGUCGUGCGCGGUGCUCAAGUUCAGAACGUCUGUCAGUCAAAACCAAUACAGCGCUGUGACGUGCAGAGCCUGAGCUCUGACGUCAUGUAUAGCAUGUUACUGGACAGCCACUGCGUCACAGUUUAGGCACUUAUCAGUGUGCAAAUCUGCCAUAAAGGGCUAUACUUUUAUUGUAUAGUUUUCAACUACACACUAUGUAUAUUUCAUCUCCCAGGCUUAAACACACAAGACUGUAUAGGACUACUCUCACUCGCCCUCACAACACACACACGUCCUGGAUUCGCUCAGACUGGGAUAACUCUAGGUGUGACUGGAUUAGUGGACUGACUGGGCCGACACGCACACCCACACACACAGACCCGUGCAGCUGUAAAGUAUAUGUUGUGUGUGUUAUCCCCUGGUCCCGGGGCAGUAAUACCACAUAUUACUGUAUUACACUCCCUGGGGAAGCUCUGCUAGGAUUACAGGGCCAGACAACACAGUGGUCCUACACACUCCUUACCUGCUGGGGGGGGGGUGUUGGGUUACCAAACUUUUAACCUAGUUUAGUUUCCUUAACCUUUUGCUUUCACGGUUUCACUUUAUUUGGAUAGUCCGGCUAGUCCAUCUAUAGAUGCUCUGCAGAUGUUCAUACUAUCUGUUGAUAUGCAAUUGCUUGCUAAAUUUGUGGUUAGGGUUAGUAGAUAGUUGAAAAGUAGGUAGUUGAAAUGUUACUGAUAGUCUGUAGAGCGUCUACAAAUCAUAUCAAAUUGUAUUUGUCACAUGCGCCGAAUACAACCGGUGUAGACCUUACAGUGAAAUACUUACUUACAAGCCCUUAACCAACAAUGCAGUUUUUUAAGAAAAAAAUCGAUUACUAAAAUCUAAAAAUAACAAAUAAUUAAAGAGCAGCUGUAAAACAACAGUAGCAAGGCUAUAUACAGGGGGUACCGGUACUGAGUCAAUGUGCGGAGGCACAGGUUAAAUGACUAAAAUGUAAUAUGUAAAUGUAGGUAGAGUUAAAAUGACUAUGCACAGAUAAUAAACAGCAGCAGCGAAAAGGGGGAGGGGGGGGGGGGGGGGUGCAAAUAGUCCGGGUAGCCAUUUGAUUAGCUGUUCAGUCUUAUGGCUUGGGGGUAGAAGCUGUUAAGAAGCCUUUUGGACCUAGACUUGGCGCUCCGGUACCGCUUGCCGUGCGGUAGCAGAGGGAACAGUCUAUGACUAGGGUGGCUGGAGUCUUUGACAAUUUUUAGGGCCUUACUCUGACACCGCCUGGUAUAGAGGUCCUGGAUGGCAGGAAGCUUGGCCCCAGUGAUGUACUGGGGCGUACGGACUACCCCCUGUAGUGCCUUGCGGUCAGAGGCCGAGCAGUUACCAUACCAGGCAGUGAUGCAACCAGUCAGGAUGCUCUUGAUGGUGCAGCUGUAUAACUUCUUGAGGAUCUGAGGACCCAUGCCAAAUCUUUUCAGUCUCCUGAUGGGUAAUAGGCUUUGUCGUGCCCUCUUCACGACUGUCUUGGUGUGUUUGGACCAUGAUAGUUUGUUGGUGAUGUGGACACCAAGGAACUUGAAGCUCUCAACCUGUUCCACUACAGGCCCGUCGAUGAGAAUGGGGGCAUGCUCAGUCCUCUUUUCUUUCAUGUAAUCGACAAUCAUCUCCUUUUGUCUUGAUCACGUUCAGGGAGAGGUUGUUAUCCUGGCACCACAUGGCCAGGUCUCUGAACUCCUCCCUAUAGGAUGUCUCAUCGUUGUUGGUGAUCAGGCCUACCACUGUUGUGUCGUCGGCAAACUUAAUGAUGGUGUUGGAGUCAUGCCUGGCCAUGCAGUCAUGGGUGAACAGGGAGUACAGGAGGGGACUGAGCACACACCCCUGAGGGGCCCCCGUGUUGAGGAUCAGCGUAGCAGAUUAGUUACCUACCCUUACCACCUGGGGGCGGCCCGUCCGGAAGUCCAGGAUCCAGUUGCAGAGGGAGGUGUAUAGUCCCAGGGUCCUUAGCUUUGUGAUUAGUUUUGAGGGCACUAUGGUGUUGAACGCUGAGCUGUAGUCAAUGAAUAGCAUUCUCACGUAGGUGUUCCUUUUGUCCAGGUGGGAAAGGGCAGUGUGGAGUGCAAUAGAGAUUGCAUAAUCUGUGGAUCUGUUGGGGCGGUAUGCAAAUUGGAGUUGGUCUAGGGUUUCUGGCACUUCAUGGCUACAGACGUGAGUGCUACAGGUCGGUAGUCAUUUAGGCAGGUUACGUUAGUGUUCUUGAGCACAGGGACUAUGGUGGUCUGCUUGAAACAUGUUGGUAUUACAGACUCAGUCAGGGACAUGUUGAAAAUGUCAGUGAAGACACUUGCCAGUUGGUCAGCGCAUGCUCGGAGUACAAGUCCUGGUAAUCCGUCUGGCCCUGCGGCCUUGUGAAUGUUGAUCUGUUUAUAAGUCUUACUCACAUCGGCUACGGAGAGCGUGAUCAAAUUGUCGUCCGGAACAGCUGAUGCUCUCAUGCAUGCUUCAGUGUUGCUUGCCUCGAAGCGAGCAUAAAAGUAAUGCAGCUCGUCUGGUAGGCUCGUGUCACUGGGCAGCUCGCGGCUGUGCUUCCCUUUGUGGUCUGUAAUAGUUUGCAAGCCCUGCCACAUCCGACGACCGUCGGAGCCGAUGUAGUACGAUUCAAUUUUAGUCCUGUAUUGACGCUUUGCCUGUUUGAUGGUUCGUUAGAAGGCAUAGCGGGAUUUCUUAUAAGCGUCCGGGUUGGAGUCCCGCUCCUUGAAAGCGGCAGCUCUACCCUUUAGCUCAGUGCGGAUAUUGCCUGUAAUCCAUGGCUUCUGGUUGGGGUAUGUACGUACGGUCACUGUGGGGACGACGUCAUCGAUGCACUAAUUGAUGAAGGCACUCCUCAAUGCCAUCAGAAGAAUCCCAGAACAUAUUCAAGUCUGUGCUAGCAUAACAGUCCUGUAGUUUAGCAUCGGCAUCAUCUGACCACUUUAUUGACCGAGUCACUGGUGCUUCCUGCUUUAGUUUUUGCUUGUAAGCAGGAAUCAGUAGGAUAGAGUUAUGGUCAGAUUUGCCAAAUGGAGGACGAGGGAGAGCUUUGUACGCGUCUCUGUGUGGAGUAAAGGUGGUCUAUAGGACUGAUGGUAGAGGCAGAUUACCCACUCUCUGUCGGAUCCUUACAAGGCACCCUGACCUACGUCCCCGAUAUCUUUGUCUCUUUCUCAUGCGAAUGACAGGGAUUUGGGCCUUGUCUGGUGUCUGAAGAAAAUCCUUUGCAUCCGACUCGUUAAAGAUAAAAUCUUCAUCCAGUACGAAGUGAGUCAUCGCUGUCCUGAUAUCCAGAAGAUCUUUUCGGUCAUAAGAGAUGGUGGCAGAAACAUAAUGUACAAAAUAAGUUUCAAAUAACCCGAAAAAACACACACAAAAGCACAAUUGGUUAGGAGCCCGUAAAACGGCAGCCAUCUCCUCUGGCGCCAAAAUGGACAUUUACAUUUACGUCAUUUAGCAGACGCUCUUAUCCAGAGCGACUUACAAAUAGGUGCAUUCACCUUACAGCCAACUAUCCAUAUAGCAUUCACUAAUAUUUCUUAAAUCUUUACCUUAAUAGGCCUAUAUGACUUGUGUUUGCUGCAGGGACUACUUUUCUGUUAUCGGAGAGGAGACAGAGAAGGUGUCUGUCUGUCUGAUCUACAUUAUUGUGCCCGAUUGCUGUGACUGAGUUAAACAUGGAAGUAAUUUCCUCCCCAGCAGGAGAUCUCUAAUAGAAUACACAGACACAUGCACACACCUAGCUGCCAGCAGUGUUCCCCCAUGAUAAAACAAUCUCAUUCUUGGCAAUAAUUAAAUGAUUUCCACAGCAUUUUGUGGCACGCUUCAGCUUUCUCUCCUCCCUCCUUCACUCCCUCUCUCUGUUCUCCUCUCUGUCUCGCUCGCUCUCUGUCUGUUGUGUAGAGAAUAUGAUUGUGUGUGUGAACCAUAAUUUAAUUUCUCUGCAUUGAUCAGAUAUAAAUUGUCCUCUCCUGAUGCCUCAAUCACACACAGCUCCUCUGCCCCUCUUCACAGCACUACACCUUUACCCCCUCCUUUCACUCACUUUUUCUCCCUCUCUCCCCCUCUGCUUUUCCUCCCUCCUCUCUCUCCUGCUCCCCUCUCCUCUUGUAUCCUCCCUAUCUCCUCUCUCUCCUGCCCCCCUCUCCUCUUGUAUCCUCCCUCUCUCCUCUCUCCCUCCGCCUCCCUCCGUCUUCUCUCUUCUGCUCGCUCUCCCUCUUCUCCCUUCUCCCUCCCUCCCUACCAGUCCAUAUAAGGACGGUAAGUCUGUGGGUGCGAUUGUCAAAUCAAUUAUUCCUUCUGUGCAAUUACCUUCACACAAAGACGUUUCCCCGUGCUAACCGUGCUCCACCAUGCUCCGACAGGUGAUUUAAAUGUACUGCUGUCCCAGUUGGCCGCUACGCUAGCUGCUAACAGCCAUCUGCUAAUAGAAUAUUCAUGUUAGCAUUAGCAAACGGUAUGGCCCGGCUCCAUUAUUUUUCAUCACGUUAGUGUUGGCGCCAGGAUCGUUUUGGCCCAUCUCCAUUAACUUCAUCAUGCACACUUAAUUAUACCCUUGUUAUUGUAUACCUAGUUAGAGCGGCGCGCCGCACAGCCCUGUUACACUGCAGACAGGCCCGGCAGUGUGUCUGUGUGGUGUCUCCCUCUCUGUCAUGCCUUUUUCUCUCUAGUCUUUUCUCCCUUUCUCCUGACUGUUCCUUCCUUUUCUUUCAUUCUGUUUCUCCUUUUGUUUGUCUGUCUUCCUCUCCUCAUUCCUCCCUUUCUCUCCUUCCUAUCUUUUUUAUUUUAUUUUUCUCCUUCCCACUCUUUUAAAGGGAGGCCAUUUAUUUGAACUGCAACCCCUACUGAGAACUGGGCUCGAUCUUUCUCUACUGCCCUCUCCCUCUUUCUCUCCCUCCCUCCCUCUUUCUCACUCUGACUCUUAAAUCAUUCUUUUAUCCAUUCCACACACAGUGAUUGAGGGGGAAAAGAGAAAGAAUGAAGAAAUGCAGGAGGAGGACGAGAGAAAAAAAUAUUUUCUCCUACCUUUCAGAAAUGAUGACAUGAUUGCGUUCGCUUGAUCAUACAUAAUCUUCUUUCUUCUCCCCCCCCUCUCUAUUCCUCAGAUAAAUAGUCCCCCCUCCUCUCCCCUCUACCAUUCUGCUUUAACUUUCUCACCCUCUCUCUCCCCCUUUCUUCAUUUUUUCCUCCCUCCUGUUCUCUCCCUUUCUCCUUCCGCUGAGGUGAGGAUUAUCUAGUAAUGGUUGCUUGUGGCGGCUGGGUCAGCCUCACCAACCUCUGUCGUGUGUGUAAGCGAGGAAGCGAGCGCAUCAUCCUUUUUCCAUCUGUUCCCUUCUCGGUUCCUGAGCAUGCCAUCUUCUGUCAUGUGUGUGUUCAACCUUUGUUCCCUCUGGGCAGCUUGUCCCUGUGUAUUUAUACAACACCCACUAAUGCACCACACAGAGAAGAAAAUGAGAGCGCGAAAGAAGGGAUGACAGAGAGCGAGGAGGAUGGAUAAUAGGAGUGUAGCAGAGAGGAGAGUGGAAUCGGAUAGAGGAAUUAAUACAUGUGCAUAUUUAGAAUAUAUACUAUAUAUGUUUUGUAUGAAAGGGGUAGAAAGAAAGGCUUUAUUGGAGAUUAUAAACUGGGUUGUUCGAGCCCUGAAUGCUGAUUGGCUGAAAGCCGUGGUCUACCACGGGUAUGACAAAACAUUUAUUUUUACUGUUCUAAUUACGUUUGUAACCAGUUUAUAAUAGCAGUAAGGCACCUUGGAGGUUGGUGGUGUCGUGCAUAUGAACAGCCCUUAGCCGUGGUAUAUUGGCCAUAUACCAAACCCCCUCGGCCUUACUGCUUAAUUAUAAACCGGGUAGUUCGAGCCCUGAAUGCUGAUUGGCUGAAAGCCGUGGUAUAUCAGACCCUAUUCCGGGGGGGGGGGGGGGGGGCUACUUUGAAGCAAAGCUGUCAUCAAGGCAAAGGGUGGCUACUUUGAAGAAUCUCAAAUGAAUACGUUCGCAAGCCACUGUGUAUAUAUAUAUGAACCAUAGACAAUUAAUGAACAUGCACCUGUGGAACGGUCGUUAAGACACUAACAGCUUACAGAUGGUAGGCAAUUAAGGUCACAGUUAUGAAAACUUAGGACACUAAAGAGGCCUUUCUACUGACUGUGAAAAACACCAAAAGAAAGAUGCCCAGGGUCCCUACUCAUCUGCGUGAACGUGCCUUAGGCAUACUGCAAGGAGGCAUGAGGACUGCAGAUGCGGCCAGGGCAAUAAAUUGGACUGAGGGCUUGUAGGCCUGUUGUAAGGCAGGUCCUCACCAGACAUCACCAGCAACAAUGUCGCCUAUGGGCACAAACCCACCAUCGCUGGACCAGACAGGACUGGCAAAAUGUGCUCUUCACUGGUUUUGUCUCACCAGGGGUGAUGGUCAGACUCGCUUUUAUCGUUGAAGGAAUGAGCGUUACACCGAGGCCUGUACUCUGGAACGGGAUCGAUUUGGAGGUGGAGGGUCCGUCAUGGUCUGGGGCGGUGUGUCACAGCAUCAUCGGACUGAGCUUGUUGUCAUUGCAGGCAAUCUCAACGCUGUGCGUUACAGGGAAGACAUCCUCCUCCCUCAUGUGGUACCCUUCCUGCAGGCUCAUCCUGACAUGACCCUCCAGCAUGACAAUGCCACCAGCCAUACUGCUCGUUCUGUGCGUGAUUUCCUGAAAGACAGGAAUGUCAGUGUUCUGCCAUGGCCAGCGAAGAGCCCGGAUCUCAAUCUCAUUUGAGCACGUCUGGGACCUGUUGGAUCGGAGGGUGUGGGCUAGGACCAUUCCCCCCAGAAAUGUCCGGGAACUUGCAGGUGCCUUGGUGGAAGAGUGGGUAACAUCUCACAGCAAGAACUGGCAAAUCUGGUGCAGUCCAUGAGGAGGAGAUGCACUGCAGUAAUUAUUGCAGCUGGUGGCUACACCAGAUACUGACUCUUACUUUUGAUUCCCCCCCCCCCCCCCCUUUGUUCAGGGACACAUUAUUACAUUUCUGUUAGUCACAUGUCUGUGGAACUUGUUCAGUUUCUCAUUUGUUGAAUCUUGUUAUGUUCAUACAAAUAUUUACACAUGUUAAGUUUGCUGAAAAUAAACUAUUUUAUAUACUACCAGUCAAAAGUUUACACACACCUACUCAUUCAAGGGUUUUUCUUUAUUUUGACUAUUUUGUUACAUUGUAGAAUAAUAGUGAAGACAUCAAAACUAUGAAAUAGCAUUUAUGGAAUCAUGUAGUAACCAAAAAAUGUUAAACAAAUCAAAAUAUAUUUUAUAUUUGAGAUUCUUCAAAUAGCCACCCUUUGCCUUGAUGACAGCUUUGCACACUCUUGGCUUAGUUUUGCCAGUUUGCGCUGUUCUGUGAAGAGAGUAUUACACAGCGUUGUACGAGAUCUUCAGUUUCUUGGCAAUUUCUUGCAUGGAAUAGCCUUCAUUUCUCAGAACAAGAAUAGACUGACGAGUUUCAGAAGAAAGUUAUUUGUUUCUUGCCAUUUUGAUUCUGUAAUUGAACCCACAAUUGCUGAUGCUCCAGAUACUCAACUAGUCUCAAGAAGGCCAGUUUUAUUGCUUCUGUAAUCAGCACAACAGUUUUCAGCUGUGCUAAGGGGUUUUCUAAUGAUCAAUUAGCCUUUUAAAAUGAUAAACUUGGAUUAGCAAACACACAACGUGCCAUUGGAACACUGGACUGAUGGUUGCUGAUAAUGGGCCUCUGUACGCCUAUGUAGAUAUUCCAUUAAAAAUCAGCUACAAUAGCCAUUUACAACAUUAACAAUGUCUACACUGUAUUUCUGAUCAAUUUGAUGUUAUUUUAAUGGACAAAAAAAUUGCAUUUUUUUUUUUGAAAACAAGGUAAUUUCUAAGUGACCCCAAACUUUUGAAAGGUAGUGUACACACACAGUGCAUUCGGAAAGUAUUCAGACCCCUUGACUUUUCCACAUUUUGUUACAUUACAGCCUUAUUCUAAAAUGGAUUAAAUAGUUUUUCCCCCCCUCAUCAAUCUACACACAAUACCCCAUAAUGACAAGGCAAAAACAGGUUUGUAGAGAUUUUUGCAGAUGUAUAUAAAAAUAAUAAUAAUAAUAAUUACAAGUAUUCAGACACUUUACUCUGUACUACUACUUUACUUUACGUUGUUGAAGUACCUUUGGCAGCGAUUACAGCCUCGAGUCUUCUUGGGUAUGACGCUACAAGCUUGGCACACCUGUAUCUGGGGAGUUUCUCCCAUUCUUCUCUGCAGAUCCUCUCAAGCUCUGUCAUUGUUGAAUGGGGAGCGUUGCUGCACAGCUGUUUUCAGGUCUCUAGAGAUGUUUGAUCGGGUUCAAGUCCGUGCUCUGGCUGGGCCACUCAAGGGCAUUCAGAGACGUGUCCCAAAGCCACUCCUGCGUUGUCUUGGCUGUGUGCUUAGGGUCGUUGUCCUGUUGGAAGGUGAACCUUCGCCACAGUCUGAGGUACUGAGCAGGUUUUCAUCAAGGAUCUCUCUGUACUUUGCUCCGUUCAUAUUUCCCUCGAUUCUGACUAGUCUCACAGUCCUUGCCGCUGAAAAACAUCCCCAUAGCAUGAUGCUGCCACCACCAUGCUUCACCGUAGGAAUGGUGCCAGGUUUCCUCCAGACGUGAUGCUUGGCAUUCAGAAUCUUGUUUCUCAUGGUCUGAGUCCUUUAGGUCCCUUUUGGCAACCUCCAAGCGGGCUGUCAUGUGCCUUUUACUGAGGAGUGGCUUCCGUCUGGCCACUCUACCAUAAAGGCCUGAUUGGUGGAGUGCUGCCGAGAUGGUUGUCCUUCUGGAAGGUUCUCCCAUUUCCACAUAGGAACUCUGGAGCUCUGUCAAAGUGACCAUCGGGUUGUUGGUCACCUCCCUGACCAAGAAGGCCCUUCUCCCCCGAUUGCUCAGUUUGGCCGGGGGCUGCCAGCUCUAGGAAGAGUCUUGGCGGUUCUAAACUUCUUCCAAUUAAGAAUGAUGGAGGCCACUGUGUUCUUGGGGACCUUCAAUGCUGCAGAAAUGUUUUGGUACCCUUCCCCAGAUCUGUGCCUCGACACAAUCCUGUCUCGGAGCUCUACGGACAGUUCCUUCGACCUCAUGGCUUGGUUUUUGCUCUGACAUGCACUGUCAACUGUGGGACCUUAUAUAGACAGGUGUGUGCCUUUCCAAAUCAUGUCCAAUCAAUUGAAUUUACCACAGGUGGACUCCAAUCAAGUGUAGAAACAUCUCAAGGAUGAUCAAUGGAAACAGGAUGCACCUGGGCUCAAUUUCUAGUCUAAUAGCAAAGGGUCUGAAUACUUAUGUAAAUAAGGUAUUUCUGUUUUUUAUGUUUAAUACAUUUGCAAAAAUGUCUAAACCUGUCUUCAGUUUUGAAUUGGGCAUCCAAUGUAUGGGACAUUGCAACUCAAUAGAUGCUAGUCAGCCUUUAAAGUAAACACUUUUAAGGUAGCGGGGACCCUAACCAGCGACCUAUCGGCCACCGGCCCAAGCUCCCAACCACCAGGCCACCAACCCUCCAAGAUCCCCCCCCCCCCCCCCCACACACACACACACACACACAAUUCCCUGAGAGCUGUUCCUCAACCAUCUGUUCCCCCCCCGAAAGAAUAUACAUCAUAAUAAAAUGCCUCUUCCUCCAUUCCCCCCACCAAGCCUCCGUCUCCCAAUGCACCAACGAAAUGAAAAAAAAAUUUGAAAUACUAAGGAGAACAACAAUGCAAAAAACAAAAGACAUCAAGGACAACAAAAAUCUAAACAUCACGGCCAACUGUAUACAUUUGAGUGCAUGUCUGGCACUAUUGUUUGAAUGAGAGCGUGUGUAUAUGCAUGUGUACACGCAUACAAGCACCUGCGCGGCAUCAGUCUCAGGCAAACAGGCUUUGGAUGUAACAACAUUGUCAUUCAAACUUAGUUUUUUUUUUACUUUUAUCUUUGACGUCAUUCUAUCCCCCGCCCAGCAACUCCACUUCCACUUGUCUCCAGUUCCACAUCCCCAACCCUCAGCUUCCCUCAGCCCAUCCCACCUAUCUCUGCUGGCCACCCUCUUCGGAUUUCUAAUCUUCAGAUAUCUUUCAACUAUGCUGUGAUGUUUAACAUACAAUUUGUAUCUAUCUAAUCGAAUAGAAUCCACAGAUUGCGAGUUGAAGAUAAAUACAGUGGGGAAAAAAAGUAUUUGGUCAGCCACCAAUUGUGCAAGUUCUCCCACUUAAAAAGAUGAGAGAGGCCUGUAAUUUUCAUCAUAGGUACACGUCAACUAUGACAGACAAAAUGAGGGGAAAAAAAUCCAGAAAAUCACAUUGUAGGAUUUUUUAUGAAUUUAUUUCCAAAUUAUGGUGGAAAAUAAGUAUUUGGUCAAUAACAAAAGUUUCUCAAUACUUUGUUAUAUACCCUUUGUUGGCAAUGACACAGGUCAAACGUUUUCUGUAAGUCUUCACAAGGUUUUCACACACUGUUGCUGGUAUUUUGGCCCAUUCCUCCAUGCAGGUCUCCUCUAGAGCAGUGAUGUUUUGGGGCUGUCGCUGGGCAACACGGACUUUCAACUCCCUCCAAAGAUUUUCUAUGGGGUUGAGAUCUGGAGACUGGCUAGGCCACUCCAGGACCUUGAAAUGCUUCUUACGAAGCCACUCCUUCGUUGCCCGGGCGGUGCGUUUGGGAUCAUUGUCAUGCUGAAAGACCCAGCCACGUUUCAUCUUCAAUGCCCUUGCUGAUGGAAGGAGGUUUUCACUCAAAAUCUCACGAUACAUGGCCCCAUUCAUUCUUUCCUUUACACGGAUCAGUCGUCCUGGUCCCUUUGCAGAAAAACAGCCCCAAAGCAUGAUAUUUCCACCCCCAUGCUUCACAGUAGGUAUGGUGUUCUUUGGAUGCAACUCAGCAUUCUUUGUCCUCCAAACACGACGAGUUGAGUUUUUACCCAAAAGUUAUAUUUUGGUUUCAUCUGACCAUAUGACAUUCUCCCAAUCCUCUUCUGGAUCAUCCAAAUGCACUCUAGCAAACUUCAGACGGGCCUGGACAUGUACUGGCUUAAGCAGGGGGACACGUCUGGCACUGCAGGAUUUGAGUCCUUGGCGGCGUAGUGUGUUACUGAUGAUAGGCUUUGUUACUUUGGUCCCAGCUCUCUGCAGGUCAUUCACUAGGUCCCCCCGUGUGGUUCUGGGAUUUUUGCUCACCGUUCUUGUGAUCAUUUUGACCCCACGGGGUGAGAUCUUGCGUGGAGCCCCAGAUCGAGGGAGAUUAUCAGUGGUCUUGUAUGUCUUCCAUUUCCUAAUAAUUGCUCCCACAGUUGAUUUCUUCAAACCAAGCUGCUUACCUAUUGCAGAUUCAGUCUUCCCAGCCUGGUGCAGGUCUACAAUUUUGUUUCUGGUGUCCUUUGACAGCUCUUUGGUCUUGGCCAUAGUGGAGUUUGGAGUGUGACUGUUUGAGGUUGUGGACAGGUGUCUUUUAUACUGAUAACAAGUUCAAACAGGUGUCAUUAAUACAGGUAACGAGUGGAGGACAGAGGAGCCUCUUAAAGAAGCAGUUACAGGUCUGUGAGAGCCAGAAAUCUUGCUUGUUUGUAGGUGACCAAAUACUUAUUUUCCACCAUAAUUUGCAAAUAAAUUUAUUAAAAAUCCUAUAAUGUGAUUUUCUGGAUAUUUUUUUCUCAUUUUGUCUGUCAUAGUUGACGUGUACCUAUGAUGAAAAUUACAGGCCUCUCUCAUCUUUUUAAGUGGGAGAACUUGCACAAUUGGUGGCUGACUAAAUACUUUUUUCCCCCACUGUACUUUUACUAAGAAUAUUAGUAUAUUAGUAAUUGACUGACCAGGUCUCUCUAGAUCUCCCAACAAUGCUAUUUCUAGGGUCAAUUUCAGAUUGCUAUGCAUUUUCAGCCAUUCCUGAACCUGAGACCAGAAACAGGCUUCAUGAGGGCAAUACCAUAACAAAUGGUCUAUUGAUUCUGUAUCCUCACAAUAAAAUCUGCAGAGCUGCGAUGAUUGUAUGCCACCAAAUAUUCAACAUUGUGUUGGUGGCAAGAAUUCUAUACAAUAAUUUUAGCUGAAAAGCACGUAGUCUUGAAUCUUGCGUCGUUUUAUAUAUCAACUCAUACACCCUGUGCCAUAGAAUCGGUACAUCAAAAAUCUCUUCCCAGCUAUUUUGCAAUCUGUGUGGCACAGCUGUCAACAUCCUGGUCCUUUCCUAUUUAUGCUAUUUUUAUUCCUCUGCCAGUUUUGAUCCUUUUAUAUUGGGCAGACAGACCAGUUCCCUACCUCCUCCCGCUGCCACCUGUCUCCUCCAUUUUUGGGGCAAUCUUUUGAUAUAUUGAAUAAGCAAAUUAUUUCAGAAGACAUCAAAUGUAUUUGGUUGCAAUGUUAUACAUCAAGGGUGGUCAACCAUCCUCCAGGAGAGCUAAUACCCUUGUGCAGGCUUUUAUUCCAGUCCCCCCUCAAACAAACCACAUUUUAGAAAUUAACUGCUCAACCGGACCUUGAUAAACUGGCUCUGAUGUGUUUGAGCAGGGCUUGAUCAAAAGCCUGCACACCCAGUAGCUCUCCAGACUGAGGGUUGACCAUAUGUGUUUUAUACAGUUGCCUAACAGGUAUUCCACUUUGUCAGGGGUUAAGUGCCUUGCACAACGACAGCUAAGAGUGAUAUAAACACCAAAUCUUGUAUUUCUACCAGAGAGAAUAUUGUCAUACAGUGCAAUAUUUGACACUGUUGUGCUUCUGAACGCUGUCUUAAAGACUGACCAUGUUCUUCAAUCAUUUCUCUCUUCUCCCUUCCUCCUCUCCAGGGAGGGUUAAGAAAUUAUGGAAGGCAGAGAUGGAGGUCUACAGGAAGUUAAAAGAUGUUCCUGACCGCUCCCUCCUUGCCAGUGGUUACUCUGAGGUCAACCUCUCCAAACUCUUCCAAGCCUUCACUACCCUCAAGUAA